CUUCUCUUCCCCAGGCUAGGCUGGCUGGUGGUGGUGUCGCUACCACAUGGCCGGUCGCCAUCUUGAAACCCAUCCGGUCUCCCCAAUGUUCCCUCAGCUGUCUCGCCCACCUCAUUACCACCUCCGGUCUAACUCCACUCCUUAAUUCCGCUUCUUGCCCAUCGUCAGCCGACCACUCAUCAGUCCUUCCACGACCACACACUCCUUCGUCGCGAACCGAUCGAACUCUCGUGUCAUCCAUAGACACCUAACUGAACCAACCCUCCGGUCGAAUUCACGACCACCACCCCUUCCACCCACCACCACCACCACCACCACACAUACACAACUCCCAGACCACCACCAAAAUGGGCAACGUCAUGUCCCUCGGCUUCAUGGCCAAGCUCUUCGGCACCAAAGAAGUCCGCGUGCUAAUGCUCGGUCUCGACGCCGCCGGCAAGACCACCAUCCUGUACAAGCUCAAGCUGCAAGACCACGUCACCACCAUCCCCACGGUGGGCUUCAACGUCGAGACGGUGACGCUGCGCAACAUCAAGUUCAACAUUUGGGACGUCGGCGGCCAGGACAAGAUCCGUCCGCUCUGGCGCCAUUACUAUUCUGGAACCCAGGGUCUGAUUUUCGUGGUGGACAGCGCGGAUCAUGCCAGAAUCGAUGAGGCGAGGGUGGAGUUACAUCGGAUUAUCAAUGAUCGCGAGAUGAAGGAUUGUUUGUUGUUGGUGUUUGCUAAUAAGCAGGAUAUUGCUGGUGCCAUGACUCCCCAAGAGGUCACCGAGAAGCUCCAGCUCAACAAGCUCAAGGACCGCAUCUACGCCGUACAACCCACCAUCGCGGUAGACAAGGCCGGUCUGCAGGAGGGCUUCAACUGGCUUUCCGAUAACAUGAGGGCUGCCCAGAAGCAGUGAUCGAACCCAACCCGACACGGUUUUCGAUCGAGCAAGAAACAUAAACAGGGCCACCCACCGGCCGUUAGCCGUAGCCGAUGACGGAUCAUGUUCGCUGUCUUGUCUGGCUUUGUCGAGCUCCAAGCUACACACACUCCAGACGUCAAAAACAGAUCCGUCAAGGCGACAUUCGGUUUCGGCAAACAAUAACGGCUCUCGCACCGGACUGUGGUGUGCGGUGAACUGUUAACCAAGAAAGGGAAAUCGAGCAGAUCAAGAGAAAGAGAGGGUAAUGACUCAUCCCAACACAAGAUGUUUGUUACGAGACAGAGAGAUGAACAACAAACCUUUCCCAGCUUUUUUGGGAUACGCAACGAGAGGGGACUGGAAACUUGGCUACUUGAUUCGAGUUGGAAGAAGAAGCUGGGGAGGAUGGAUUGCAUGGAGAACGGAGAGG
This is a messenger RNA of Neurospora tetraspora, 1338 nucleotides long. RefSeq names its product ADP-ribosylation factor family-domain-containing protein. The record is from RefSeq and is a predicted model, not a curated record. Gene Ontology annotation, biological process: vesicle-mediated transport; intracellular protein transport. Gene Ontology annotation, cellular component: cytoplasm. NCBI's taxonomy places the organism in Eukaryota, Fungi, Ascomycota, Sordariomycetes, Sordariales, Sordariaceae. Gene Ontology annotation, molecular function: GTP binding; GTPase activity. The coding region runs from base 348 to 902 and encodes 184 amino acids. The transcript is spliced from 3 exons.